Messenger RNA from Linum tenue, 363 nucleotides. NCBI's taxonomy places the organism in Eukaryota, Viridiplantae, Streptophyta, Magnoliopsida, Malpighiales, Linaceae. The record is from the annotation of a GenBank genome assembly.
AUGGCUUCUUCCAAGGCAGCCCUUGCACUCUUCCUCGCCCUCAACCUCCUCCUCUUCGCAUCCUCGCCGGCCACCGCAACCGUGGGGGCGUGCGAUCCGGCCAACCUGAACGUCUGUGUCGACCUGCUGGAGUCGUUGCUUAAGAUCCGGCUCGGACCCCAGCCGGCGAGCCAGCCGUGCUGCAGCCUCAUCAAUGGGCUGGCUGACCUCGACGCCGCGCUUUGCGUCUGUGCUGCCCUUAAGGUUCCCAACAUCCUUGGGCUCGGAGGGCUCGUUAACGGGCUCAACAUUAACCUUGCUCUCUCCGUGCUGCUCAACCAAUGCGGCCACCAGGUUCCCGCCGGCUUCAUCUGCGCUUACUGA